Molecule: messenger RNA, 2196 nt
Organism: Drosophila grimshawi
Lineage: Eukaryota; Metazoa; Arthropoda; Insecta; Diptera; Drosophilidae
Product: nitric oxide-associated protein 1
Exons: 2
Coding region: 53-2002 (649 amino acids)
Molecular function (GO): GTP binding
Source: RefSeq, a predicted model, not a curated record
UGCACACCAGUUUCAUAGCGACGAGAGUGCGUUCACUUGAACUGCCCUUAAAAUGUUGAGAACAUCGCGUUUUCUAAAGAAGUUAAAUGAAAACCUAAAUUGCAUUUGCAAAAGAUUACAAAAUACGACAGCAAAUGAGAAACAGAGCUUCCGCCAGAAGGCUUGGCAAGCGGCCCGGCAACGCUAUGCCAGUUAUGAGCAUGUGCACUACAGCUCAUUUCUCGAGUACAAUUUGGGCCAAGCACACAAAUUUCAUCAAAUGAAUCCAACGGUUUUUCCCUCACUGGAAGUGUUACGUGACAUAGACAGUGAACAGAGAGCAGCUACAAGUUCAUCAUCAUCAUAUCCACACAAUUGGAUGGAGGACUACGAGUUUUAUGAGGGCGCCAGCGAUGAAGCGGGCAACAUUGAUGCCCAGCAUGGAACACCAGAUGCCAAAGUGGCCCCUUCAAACGUACCCUGCAAUGGCUGUGGAGCACAUUUGCACUGUGUCAGUACCUCCAUGCCCGGCUACAUACCCAGCGAAAUCUUCAAGGGUCGCACUCAAAUGGAGUUGCAGACGAUCACUUGCCAGAGAUGCCAUUUUCUGCAGCACUAUAAUAUUGCGCUGGAUGUGGAAGUGCCGCCGUCGGUAUAUGUGGAAACCAUAUCGCGCAUACAGGACAAAUAUGCGCUGGCCAUAAUCAUAGUCGAUCUGCUGGACUUUCCCAGCUCCAUUUGGCCGGGAAUGCAACAGGUGCUGGGCGCAAAGCGACCCGUUUUCCUGGUCGGCAACAAGGUGGAUCUAUUGCCACGUGAUUCCAAUGGCUAUCUGACACACGUGAAGCGUUGCCUUAAACAGCAGUUCAUCGAACACGGCGGUUUUGAUGCUCUGAACAUUAAGAAUGUUAGUCUGAUCUCGGCCAAGACAGGCUUCGGAAUUGAGGAGCUGAUCACGCAGCUGCACAAGAACUGGCAGUACAAGGGCGAUGUUUAUUUGCUCGGCUGCACCAAUGUGGGCAAGAGUAGUCUCUUUAAUAUACUGCUGAACUCGGAUUAUUGUCGACCCGAGGCCACAGAGCUGGUGCGCAAGGCGACGACUUGUGCUUGGCCGGGCACCACACUGCAAAUGCUAAAGUUUCCCAUAUUGCGGCCGUCUGAUUUGCGUGUCUAUCAACGCUUUCAGCGUCUCUUCUCGGAACGUGGCCAGCGUGCCGCACUGGAGAAACUGCGUCGCGAUCAGGCCAAGGAGACGGGCACCAUGUCAUCGGCCCAACUAAUUGGGAAUGUUGGACGCACCUUUGACCGUCGCACGGAUGUGGACGAUGCCUUUGCUAUGGCCGGCGGCACUCAACCCAUAACGACGCUCAAUGAGCGCAAGAAGGAAUAUCGAGAGGCACGUUGGGUUUAUGAUACGCCCGGCGUAAUGCAGCCGGAUCAGUUGACGCCAAUGCUCACCACCCAGGAGCUAUUGCAGCUGCAACCGACAAGAAUGCUAAAGCCACGUGCUGUCCGCGUGGCACCUAAGAUGUCUCUGUUCUUGGGCGGUUUGGCGCGCGUGGACUUGCUGGACUGCAACCAGGAGUGGCUCAAAUUAUUUGUGUUUGCUGCGGAGACGUUGCCGUUGCUCAUCACAGACACUCAGCAAGCGGAUGCAAUUUAUAAGCGUUAUUUGGGUACUUCGCUGUUAGGGCUACCGAUUUCUGGGGAAGAUGAUGAGCGUCUGCAGCGCUGGCCUGGAUUGCAGUGCAUGGACAGAGAUAUUUUGGUGCAGAACGGCGCUUCGGAGAAUAGAUUCGCCGAGAAACAACUUAAUUGUGAUAUAACUCUCAGUUCCGCCGGCUGGUUGGGUCUCCUGCUCCCCGAGAAUACCGAGAGCAGUUGGCGCCUGUGGACACCGAAGGCAACUGGAAUUUAUGUGCGUAAGCCGGCCUUAAUACCUCUAGCCGAUCGUCUGGUUGGCAAGCAUAUACGUCAUUCGAUGGCCUAUAAUACAGCCAAGCCAUUUGUUUUUCGAAAAUAAUUGUUAUAAAUUGUUAUUUGUAUUAAAAAUUUUGGGUAUGUUUUAAAUUUCAUUAAACGUGCGCCGAUUUUCGAUAGGUUCGGGUAAACUUAUCGUUUUCUUGCGGCCGAUAUACUUUGCGCAAGCGGCAAAUAAGCACGCCGAUUAAACGAUAGUCUUUAGUGUCAUCUCUAAUAAAAAGUAUCCACUUUUUC